GCAGCUUCGUUUCACCAUAUUUUGUUUCUGCCCUUUUGGUUUUUGCUCCAGAUGUUUUCAUCUACUUGUUUUGGAUUUGCAUGUAUUCUGGAAAGGGAUUAUUAGCAAGAAGAAGGGGGGGGGGGGGGGGGAGCGCCUGUGCAGUUUAAGUGGGAAAUGGAGUCCUCCUCUAAUAUUAUAACUAGAUAAAGCUUUGUCAUCCUAUGCCACGUUAAACGAGUUUGGAGGCAUUAGCAAAUUGGCGGUAGUCUCAUCGCCGCAGCUUCCUUUCAACAAGGGCACCGCUGCAGGGCGAAGCGCGCACCGUGUCUGCCUCCUCGCGUUAAUAUAUAUCAGAUGCCAUUCCUCUUCUCAGCCCCCUACCCGCCCCCCCCCCAAACGCCGCCUUCUUAUACAGAAAAUAAAGGCAACGACAUCCUCACAUCGGAGGGAGUUUCGGCGAUGCGCCGCGCAGAUGACUGAGCGCGGCAAUUAGACGGCAUACUGUUUGUUUAACUGAAUGUUUCCUCUCCGACACCCGUGAGUUAUCGUGGCCAUUAGCCCGCCCGAUCUCAAGUAUUUAUCUGGGCGCCGCUUUGAGGCUGCGCGUCUCCAUCAGCGCCUUUUUGGGGGGGUGUAUUUUUUUUGUUUUGUUAUUUUUUGUCACCGCCGCGACCCCACCACGGAGGACACAUGGCGCGGCGCCGCUGACGGGGGUGCUGCAGCUGGAUGGCGUGGUGAGCCUGAUGGAGCCAUGUUGGAUCUCAGUGGUGGUCCACUCCCCUGUCCUCCAUCCAUCAGACGCAAGCCAUUCUGUGUCACGUUCUGACAUAUCUGCUGACAUGUUUCAUUUGGGAACAGAUGUUGAUUUGAAGGAGGUGCAGAUGGAAAUCUCCGCUUUCCAAAUUCAGUUAAUAGACGUUUAGUGCCAGCUGAUGAAGACGGAACGUCCCAAGCCCAACACAUUCAUCAUCCGCUGCCUGCAGUGGACCACUGUCAUCGAGCGCACCUUCCACGUGGAGACCCCCGAGGAGAGGGAAGAAUGGACUAAAGCCAUCCAAGCCGUGGCUGAAGGCCUGCAGAAACAGGAGGAGGAGAUGAUGGACUCUUCUCCGGACCCCAUGGACAUGGAGAUCUACCUGACCAAACCCAGACAGAAAGUGACUAUGCACGACUUUGAAUACCUCAAACUUCUGGGAAAAGGCACUUUUGGCAAAGUCAUCCUGGUAAAGGAGAAGGCCACAGGACGAUACUACGCCAUGAAGAUCCUAAAAAAGGAGGUGAUCGUAGCAAAAGAUGAAGUGGCGCACACACUCACAGAGAACAGAGUCCUCCAGAAUUCAAAGCAUCCGUUCUUGACAGGACUGAAAUACUCCUUCCAGACACACGACCGAUUGUGCUUCGUCAUGGAGUACGCCAACGGUGGUGAGCUUUUCUUCCACCUCUCGAGGGACCGCGUGUUCUCAGAAGAGCGGGCGCGGUUCUACGGCGCCGAGAUCGUGUCGGCGCUGGACUACCUGCACGCUGAAAGAAACGUGGUCUAUCGAGAUCUAAAGCUGGAAAACCUCAUGCUGGACAAAGACGGACACAUAAAGAUCACAGACUUUGGCUUAUGUAAGGAGGGGAUCAAAGAUGGAGCCACCAUGAAGACUUUCUGUGGGACGCCAGAGUACCUGGCACCUGAGGUGCUAGAAGACAACGACUACGGCCGCGCUGUGGACUGGUGGGGCCUGGGGGUGGUGAUGUACGAGAUGAUGUGCGGCCGCCUGCCCUUCUACAACCAGGACCACGAGAAGCUGUUCGAGCUCAUCCUCAUGGAGGACAUCCGCUUCCCUCGGACUCUGGGCCCCGAGGCGCGCUCGCUGCUCUCCGGCCUUCUCAAGAAGGAGCCCACGCAGAGGUUAGGCGGCGGUUCUGAAGACGCCAAGGAGAUCAUGCAGCACAAGUUCUUCGCCGGCAUCGAGUGGCAAGACGUGUACGAGAAGAAGCUGGUCCCUCCGUUUAAGCCCCAGGUUACCUCGGAGACGGACACUCGAUACUUCGACGAGGAGUUCACGGCACAGACCAUCACUAUUACGCCCCCCGGACAAGAUGACAGCAUGGAGUCAUUCGACAGCGAGCGGAGACCCCACUUCCCCCAGUUCUCCUACUCUGCCAGCGGGACGGCCUAACCACAACCACCCCCCCCCACCCCCCGACUCCAACUCCACCCCACCCGACUGCACUCUCAAAAGACCCCCCCCCCCCCCCCUGCAUUGUCUGCAGACGACGACCACCACGCCGCCGGUGGAUGGAACACUUCCAGGAAGGAGGAAAUGGAAAAACAAAAGCUGCCUGCGGUUGUUGCUGCGAGGCCCUUUGAAGACUGACCACGGGGACGCGACCCCUGCGUCUCCUCGUCCUUCUGUUGUAUUCUGAGCAGGCAUCCACACGACGCCAUGGCGACUGGGGGGGGUCGCGUUGUGCAUCAAUUAGGCCACUGAUUGUGAGUUUUGCAUUGAAAAUGUACAAGUGAAAUAUGAAUCAACCAUUUCAAAAUGGAAGCAUGGAUACUGUGGACCAAAAAGGUGAUUUGAGCAGAGAGUGUUUUGUUUUUUGAGUGGGUAAUAAAUCUGUUUUCUCCUCUUAAGACAAACUGAGAAAUUCAAAUGCCAUUCAGACUUCAAGACGUUUCUGGCCUCUAAAGUGAAUGUACCGUAUCAAAUAAAGUCAAUCAUUCUGCAUACUUGCUUAUUAUACCACACGCUGACUCUAAGAGUGAAACACCAUCUUCUGGAGGGGGAUCUUUUUUCUUUUUCUCCUUUUUUUAAAUUUUUAUUUAAUCAUUUUCCUACUACCGUGAUGAAAACCGACAGCGGUCUGUCUGUUGUUUCAUCACCAUCCACCACAAUGAGUCUGACGAAUCGAUUGUGCAAUACGCUGUGAUGUGAGGAAUGGCAGACGUACAACAAGGAAAUGAAUCAUUACUGUGGGGUGGUGGUGGUGGUGGGUGGGGGGGGGGGCACAGAAGCCGUCCUGCAAAGGAUUCCUCCCUGUUUUCCUCACAGAGAUAACCCCAGAUGCCUGAUUUCGGAUAAUAAAUAACUCCUCCUGCCCCCUUGAAGCGUGUGCUCAUAGUUCCUGAUGCCUUCCCGUGCAGACACCUCCUGGUUUCCCCCCCCCGCCCCCCCACCUGCUGACCCAAUCAGAAACCCUUCUCCCCCUCCGGGCUUUUCCUCCAUGUACAGAACAGUAUUGGGUGUUUUUACAACCCGGUGCAUUCACCGCAGCCUCAAUGAGGUCACCUUAACAUUAUACACUUCUUUAGGAAUACUCUGCAAAACAAACCGGGCUUCAGGGACGUGCAGAAGGAGUCGUCUUUGAUUCGCUACUUUGUGGCCCUUUUGGUCCCUUCACGCGUUUCUGAGUUAUUUAUAUGAGACCAGCAUUGACUAAAUUGAGUUUUACUGUGCCAAUGAUAUGCACUUUGCUGUCCCAAAAAUGAUUGUAUUUGGAAUCUUGUUUGUUAUACUUUAUGGUUGGUAAAAGACUAAAUUAGCUUCUUUUUUUUCUUUUUUUUUAAUGUAAGUUCAAAUGUUGUGGUUAUAAAUAAAACCCGAAUGGCUGGUGUGAAUGAUUACUCCCCUUUUACAGACACCUGAGGCUAAACCCAGACCCUUUGGAACCCAAAGUCCUAUUUCAAAGUCUACCAGGUUUCCAAAAGGGCUUCAGUCAUUUUAAUUUUUUUAAGGUGACAAUCAUUUUUUCAAAAUUGCAUCAUACUUUGUUGAAUGUAAUGGUUUUUAUGAUAUUGUUUUCACUUCACAAUCAUUUGCAAACCUCGGUUUCUGAUGGUCACUUAUUCUUCAGCACACUCACCCCUUUUGCUGUCACCUUCUGAAAAAAUAGGGAAAUUCAUUUUGUACUUUAUUUUUUAUUUUGACUUAUUUUGUACCUUCCCUCCAAUAUUCCUGAGACUGAGGACACCAGCUUUAGUAAACAAAUAAUAUAAACUUUGUACACUGUUUUUACUUGUUUCUUCCAAAUUGAUGAAAUAAAAGGUCUUA
This is a messenger RNA of Pungitius pungitius (ninespine stickleback), 4025 nucleotides long. It is a transcript of the gene akt1, whose product is annotated as v-akt murine thymoma viral oncogene homolog 1. The transcript has 12 exons. Gene Ontology annotation, cellular component: nucleus; cytoplasm. The record is from RefSeq and is a predicted model, not a curated record. NCBI's taxonomy places the organism in Eukaryota, Metazoa, Chordata, Actinopteri, Perciformes, Gasterosteidae. Gene Ontology annotation, biological process: protein phosphorylation. Bases 915 to 2150 code for a protein of 411 amino acids. Gene Ontology annotation, molecular function: protein serine/threonine kinase activity; ATP binding.